GAUUAUCAAACGUCAAAUCAGUCGUUCACAUACAUUUUUAUAUAGGGUUGUUGUUCAAACAUUUUUCGUGGCAUUUGCUCGAUCUAGAAAUUAUCGUUUAAUUUGGUGGAAGUUAAAAAUUUUAAGCCUCAGCGUACAUUUAUCAAUAAAAUAUAUGUGAAAUACUUUGACAAUUGCAAAAUUCCUUUGAAAAAUACAUAAACAAAAUGGAAACGUCACAUGGUUUGUUGUGAUUAGUUGAAGUGUAUUUCCAUGGUUAAUCUCAUAACAAUCACGUUCUAAAGGCUACUAAAGAAGUGAUACAUUACUCAGUGUUUUGAUUGAACUGUGGUUUGUGCUGUGUUGUGUCUAAUGCGCCGACAAAAUGAAUUGGUUCGACACGUCAGGCCUUACGACCCUCGCUAAGAACGCUCUGAAGGAGGCUCAGAAGACUAUUGACAAGGCUUUGGAUAUUCAGGAUGAGAGUGGAGACGAGCUAGAGGAGGAGUCUACACCGCAAACCAGCGCCAAGUCAUCGCCAGGUCACAGUAACACUUUACAAAAAGACAAUUCGGAUUUCUUUUCUUCCUGGGGUCUGACUGUCAGUGCGGAGAGUGAACAGAAUGAUCCUAUCAAGGAGCAGCCCGUCGUCACCGAGAGUCCCUCCAAGUCGACGUCUCAGAGCAUCUGGGGCUCAUUUGCUGGCUCGUUCUUUGAACAACCUAAAGAAGACGACCCUGCAAUCGUGAGACCACCUAAAGCUAAGUCUAUGAACGUUAUUUCUGAUACCAAGUAUGGUAGCCAUGAUGACUUGUUCUCUAAGAGUCAGUUGAUCAUGUCAGAUAGUGAGGCAUUAGAUCACAGAAUCACAAAAUCUUUAAAAGAUGAACUGCCUAAAGGGAAUGACAGGCGAGAUUCAGCAAAGUCACAGAGGUUGUCACUCGUGUCCAGUAGGAAUAGUUCUGACUCAGUGGAAGUGUUGUCUCAGAGCAUGAAGACAACUCCUGACUCUGAAGCGUCUGUACAUUCCAUAUCACAGAGCAGUAGUACCGGCCAGAAACAUAACUCAGAGUCUGUAGAAAUAUUGCCUGAUAGUCUGGUUAGCCCUAGCUCCAUUGAGUGCCUUGGUUUUGAUAGUUAUUCUAGUGAAAGAAACAGCAGCUCGUCCUCCCUCUGCCUGUCUCCUGGAGACUUGAGUGACAAGAAGUCUACUCCCAUAGGUGAUAAGACUGAGAAAGCUGAAACUGCUGAUAGUGUCAGCUUAGUUGCUGAUGACGAUGAGGAUACUAUGUCAUACAACUCCAUAUCAGAAUGUACUGCACCCACUGUGUUAGAUACUGAUGACAAAUCUGUGAGCCCUUUUCCUAAGCUAGUCAAGCCUGAUGCAAGUAGGAAAGUUAUUGAAAAAGAAUUUAUACAUUUGGAGCAAGCUAUUCUGCCACAGAGGAUGCAAAUUAGUGAGAAUUCUUCAAAUGAUGGCUCUUGGUCAGACAGAACGCUAAACGCUGACAAUGACAGUAUUAACUUAGAUGUAACUGCAGAAGAACAGAAAAAAGACCAAGAAGACAUUCUUAUUGAUAAACUAAGUGAUUCAUCAUCAUUCUAUAAUGUCAAUGUUUCUAAUGACAUGCUGAGAUCAGAAAGUUCAGCAUUUGUCAAUGUUGAGAAGCAACAGUGCAAUGAAUCUAGUAGUAGCUCUUCUCAGAAAGAUGGCAGUGUGAAAGAAAGGACCUCUCCGAUAAGUUCUGAUAGCAAAAGUGAUUUAGUGAAGAUAGGGUCUGACCGAACUUCAGGGCACACAUCUGGGGAUGAACUUGAAACUGCUACAUCUUCAGAUAUAGAAAUCAUUCCAAGCCCUAAUGGGGAUGGGCAUGGCUUUAGAAACAGUCCUGCUAAAUAUGCUUUUAAACAGUCAAAGUUUGAUGGCACUACUUCUCCAAACCUAGUAGACUUGGUGUUAGGAAAGUCCUUAGCUACUAAGAUAAGGGGUCAUAACCGGGAGUUAUCAGAAGCUUCAGUCCAGAGUAACACAAGUGAUGAGAGCCAGGGUUCAGAGAACGAGAGACUGAUGCGGAGGCUAUGUGAGAUGGCAGAACUGUUGGAAGCAAGAGAAAACAGGCUAUUAGAGAUGAGCAGAAAUAAUGCAGAUCUGGCAGAGAAUAAUGCUGACCUGAAGAGUCAGGUGGAGUCGUUGAUAUCCAAGCAUGAGGGUGGCGAUAUUAAUACCAUCACAGAAGAUUACACUCAGAGAAUGUCAGCACUGGAGAAGAAGUUUCAACAGGCGAUCAGAGAAAAGGAUCAGCUACGUAAGCAGCUAGACACAUUCAAGUCAGAGUCGACCGCUCGCAAGAACUCCUCGGAGCUGGAGAACAGCCUGAAGGAGAAGGACGAGGUGAUAGCCCAGUUGCAGGAGGAGGGAGAGAAGUUGGCGCGCCAGCAGCUGCAGCACUCCAAUAUCAUCAAGAAGCUGAGGGCCAAGGAGAAGGACAAUGAACAGGUCAUUAAGGGCUUGAGAGAUAAAAUAGCAGAGCAGACCACGGAACUAGACAGGCUGAAGAGAUCAAUGGCAGCUAAGGAGGAGUUGGAAGUCAGCCAGAUUGAGGCUGUGUACCGCCUCACCACUGCUAAUAAGAAACUUGAGACUGAACUUAUGGAGACAAAAAGUCUGCUAGAUGACACAACCCACAAGUUGGAAGGCAGCCGGCUGUCGCUCGACAGUGCUCGGCGCGAGCUGACUGAGCUGCAGCGCACCAGUGCCGAGCUGGCGCGACGCUCGGCGGGACACGAGCAGGCGCAAGACGAGCAGCGCAGGGCCCAGCAUGAGCUGCAGCAAGCCCGCGCUGAGCUGCAGCAGCUUAGAGCUGAUAUGGUUAACGAGGAAAAUAAAUGGGUGGCGCGUGAGCAAGUGCUGCGGCAGGAGCUGCGCGAGAUGCGCGAGGCGUGGUCCGCCGUCGAGAGCAGCAGCGACGCCGGCGCCGGAGACAUCCCCGCCGCCGCCGUGCUGCAGCAGCUGGCCCAGCUCCAGCGAGCCGCCCUGCAGCGCGACCAGCACCACGCGCACGUGCUGCGCCAGCGCGCCCAGCAGCACGCGGAGACGGAGCGUGCCCUAGCCGCGUCAGUGGAGCGCGAGCAAGUCUCUCGCGAGGAGUGCGGCGCGCUGCAGCAGCGCCUGGCGCACGUGGACGCGGCGCUGCAGGCCGCGCGGGAGGACCUGCAGCACGCGGCGCGGCGCGAGGAGGAACUCGUCGCCAGGCUGCAGAGGGCAGAGGAUGAACUUACUCUUAAGAGCCAAGAACUGGAGACGUUACGGACUCACUACGAGUCCCGGCUGUCUGAGCUGCAGCAGCAACUGACGGAGACGGAACAACUCCUGGCCAACGAGAGGGACGCGCUCGACACCGAGAAGAAGAGAAAUGCUAUACUACAGGAACAGGUAUCAAGUCGCGGCGACAUGUCCCCUCCGCAUUCCGUCGCCUCUGACUCGCUCUCCGCAUCGCUCUGGCAUUCCGAGGCGGGCGGCGAGGGUUGCGCGACGCCGCCGGGCGGGUCGGCGCUGGCGGUGGAGGACGCGCUGGCGCAGCUCACGCGCCGCGACGGCGAACUGCGCGCACUGGCGGCGCAGCGAGACGCGCUGCUCAGCGAGCGGACACACCUCACCAGGCAUCUGGCGCGGCUGCAGGCACAGCUCGACACCGCACAGAGUGUGCAGGAGCAGUACGACGCGCUGCUGCAGAUGUACGGCGAGAAGGAGGAGCAGCUGGCGGAGCUGCGGCUCGACCUGCACGACGUCACGCAGCUCUACAAGCAGCAGCUCGACGAGCUCAUCGCGCUCAAACAGAAGCGAUAGCCGCCGCCGUGUACACUGCCGCCUCGCGGCCAGGGACGACACGGCACGGACAAGAAAUAGGCAACUAAUAAAAAUACUCUUUUGCAAAUAAACUGGCACGCGAAAUCUUGGUUUUAUCGACUUUAUGUAUAUAGUUCAAAAGGUUUUAAUGACUGGGGUAUGGUACUAGCAGCAAAAGGGUUAGCGUUAGAGUUAUACAGUGGUUAAAACCAAGAUUUCGCAAAAGUGACAGUUUUUUUUGCAAACCGUUUAUAAAUAGAGUUUAAUGUUAAAAUAAUAAAAAUCUGCUACCAAUUUAAACUGUAUGUCGAUACUGUUAAGUUCUAUUUUUAUUUGUUGCCUAAAAUUACCGUUCCGUGCCGUCGAUGGACUCGAGGCCUUAUUCUGACAUAUUCUGUACACUAGCGACAUCUAUAGCUAAGUGAUGAAAAAAUAUUGGGAAUAACGUUUUGGUCUUGAAAGCAACAUAGAAAAAUCAUUUAGGAAAUUACUCUUAUCAGGCGAACGACAAUAACACCAAUCAUUAUCUUUUAUUAAAUUUUAGAGAAAACAAGAAACUUCAUGCAAAUAUUCUGUGGAAUUAUUUGCACAUACUACGACCAUUUUAUUGAGUUCCAUUUCAAUGUAAUGCAAACCGAAUAUGUAAUGGAUAACUCAGUGAAGAUGAAAACCUGUUUUGUGUUCCAUAAAAGCAUAUCAGUAUAUUAUUAAACAACAGCAAAAUUCAUACUGCGAUUGAGGCUUAUCGGUAAAGGUUUAGACAAAAUUAAUUAAAUUAUUUAUAGAUGUGGUGCUAUAAUAUACCGGGCGGUAUCUGCAAUUGUUUGCUUGUUUUACAAAAUUAAGUAUAUUAUGAAAAUAUUUUGCCAAAAGCAUACUAAGCUACUCGUUGCUGUUUUCAUCUCUCAGCUUCAUAAUUUAGAAGUAUAGACAUUACGAAAACUUGUAUGAGGGGCAAUUUCAUCUGACUUUAUAGUGAUAAUGAAUUAAUAUAGAUGGCGCUAUUAGGGGGUUUUAUAGUAGUGUACCCGCACACUGCAGAAUAAAAAUAGUCAGCCGACAGCUAGCCCUAUGGUUGGUAUGAAAAUCAUGAAUUCAAACAAAGUUUUUAGACAGGCUGAUAACGGCGAAAUAACUGAUAGUUUUUCAUACGUUUCUGUACUUAUCAAGCGGCCAAUCAAACUGUCGUCCGACUGAACAUUCUGCAGUGUGCGGGUACUCAUUAAAUUAUGUAUAGUGUAAGUAUGUAAGUCGCGCUCGCGGUAUUUCUCUAGAUAUUUUGCUUCCGUCUUGAGAUAUUAUAUUUGCCAAACGUUGAACGUUCCUUUUUAUAUUUCGAUCUUGUCAUAUUAAUAUAAUGUCACCUAAAUGCUCUAUAAAUAUAAUAUAUUCUAAAAGUAUAUUGAUAUAAUUAUUUAACAUGGUUUAUAAUUAUAUAAUUAUUAUUGCACAUAAAUGUCAUUAAUUAUUGUGUACAAUAUAGUUUUAAAUUCUUCGUGACUUGUUGGAAUGUUUUAAAGACUUCGGGAAAAGAUUUAGGAAGACAAACUAUUUCGUGUACUAACUAUAAUAAUUUAGGACUAUUCGUAACAUCGGCUGGACCUUUUAAUUUGAGGCGAAUUUCAGACCAAAAAGAUCUACAAUAAAAUACUCAAGUUGUCGUAAAAUUCUCUCGUGAAAUUAUUUGUCUUCCUAAAGUGGAAAGAAUCCCAGCUGCACUUGGGAAGUGUGAAGUUAAUGUUUGCAGCACUAGUUGUGUGGAGUGCUUCUUGUGAUACCUGCGCGGGACUGUACUAAAGUAUUCUUUAUUUAUAGCUAGGGGAUUAUGGGCGUGUUUAUUAUAGAUAUAUUGCAAGGGACGUGAAGUAUAGCAGACAGUUGUGCAGAGGCUACAAAGCAAGCUGCUUUAUAAGUGGAACAGUUGAUUAAAGAUAAUAUACCUAUCACAAAAUUAUAUCCAGCCUUGUCGGAUGUGAUAAAUAACGGUUUGUAGCCAACUGUGAGCUGUAUUUCACGUAGACUAGAAUGUACUUUUAAGUCAUAUUAUAGCGCAUUACCCCAUCUAAUGAACAGGUUCAAAUUGUAAGUUCCUUCACAAUACAGUUUAACCCACAUGUGUUUAUUGUUAUGUAAAUAAAUAUAAACUGCCAAUUAUAACGAGUGACUUUUAUCUUAUCCUGCAAUAAAAGUUAUGAAUAUCA
Molecule: messenger RNA, 6027 nt
Organism: Helicoverpa armigera (cotton bollworm)
Lineage: Eukaryota; Metazoa; Arthropoda; Insecta; Lepidoptera; Noctuidae
Gene: Tmf
Product: TATA element modulatory factor
Exons: 10
Coding region: 365-3826 (1153 amino acids)
Cellular component (GO): endoplasmic reticulum; Golgi apparatus
Source: RefSeq, a predicted model, not a curated record